Condylura cristata (star-nosed mole) is the source of this 1305-nucleotide messenger RNA. It is a transcript of the gene SPMIP8, whose product is annotated as testis, prostate and placenta expressed. NCBI's taxonomy places the organism in Eukaryota, Metazoa, Chordata, Mammalia, Eulipotyphla, Talpidae. The record is from RefSeq and is a predicted model, not a curated record. The transcript has 13 exons. Bases 1 to 1305 code for a protein of 434 amino acids.
AUGGCCCGCAUCAUCGACCUCGAGCCCUGGGAGGACGGCUGCACCCACGCGUGCACAGCGCCGGUCAUCCUGCUCCCAGUGCGCAGGCGCAACCAGCUGGCCGGCGUGAAGCAUCAGCUGUAUCACCCCGCCCUGCCCACGCUGCGCCGCAUGGACAUGGACUCCGUCAGAGGCUGCCUUUCCGAUGAGCACAGCCAGUCCACUACCUACUGCCAGGAAGAUGAAUUUGACAACGCCUACUUCACACUCCUGGGCGUCCCCAACAAACCCCUGCAGUGCUUGGACAUUACAGCAACUGGCCGGAAGGUCCGUGACAGGUGCCGCAAGGGGACGCUGGCGCCCUUGACUCCAGGCAUCAGCAGGGUGGACUGGCCCUGCUUCACCAGCGCUGUGGAGGACUGGUCCCACUUUGUGUCCUCGGCUGGCGAGUUCAAGCUGCCCUGCCUGGGCAAGAGGGUGGAGGGUUUCAGCAGCUAUGCGGUGCGGUACUUGAAGCCGGAGGUGACUCAGAACUGGCGGUUCUGUCUCACCCAGAACCCCAGCCUGGAUCGCUAUGGACAGAAGCCCCUGCCUUUCGACUCCCUGAACACUUUCCGGCGCUUCGGCUCCUCCUACAGUCGAGUCAACUACCUGGUCCCAGCGCCCUGUGUCAAAGCCACGCUGUGGAGCCCCAAGUGUCCCCCCAUUGUGAGAGCUGAGAGAAGAGACAAACGCGCCAAGACCUGUGGUGGGGAUGCUGGGGUCCCGGCUGGGAGACGGAUCACCCCACUCGAGGCCUCGCCGGGCCCCUCGCUGCAGGCUGGUGGACACACCCCGGAUGCCAUCGCUGAAUUGGAGCUGCGUCUAGGCCGGUGGGAGACAGGCACAGCCGACGCAAACCAGAAAGCCGCGCGCCUGCCCAAGAACAAAGGAAACGCAGUGGAAGGCCCCAGCAAGCCUGACGGCGAAGUCCUCUCAAGCAUCCCCAUGGCCCGCUUCUUCACCAUGAAGACAGGAGCAAGUGGCCUCCGCCCACUGUCAGUGUCCCUGCUGCCCAACGUCCAUGGCAGCUUCCCCUCCCCCUCCAAGCUUGCCUUUGAGAAGCAGGAGCCUGAGUCCCAGCUGGCCCCAGGUUACAGGGAUGGGACAGAAAAUGGGGAGCGAGGGGAGGAGGCUGGCUUGGCGGCAGUGGGUCACCGUGAGACAGGCUCGUGGGCUGUCACAGACCGGGAGGACCCCAGGGAGAUGCUCUGGCCUUGGAAGGACUCAGAUGUUGUCCAGGGCGUCAUGGCAGCACAGACCCUGGGUCCAGGCCGGAGCAGCUGA